AUGGCCGAAAGUUUCGAGAGAAUGCACUUGGAUGUCGAGCAUUCCGAGGCCACGUGGAAGUUCACGUGGAAGGUCACAACUAGUGGAGGUGCUUCCGAAGGUCACGAGGGACGUGAACUCAACUCAAACAUGAGCCAUCUUUUUGUAGUUGACAACUUUUUUGUACAAUUUCUUGAGGCUUUGGAAUUGGAUUUGGUGUUGGCCAUGUGUGGUGCUGCUUGGUUGGAGUACUCAAAACCAUUCGGAGCUAAGAGAUUUGAAGAAGAGAUGAGAUGGAUCAUCCGAAAAGUUGAAGAACUCAAGAGAAACUUGGAUCAAAUGCCAUCUGACUCUGCAAAUUCUGCGAAUCUCUAUCAGCAAGUGCUGAACUCUUUGGAGACGUUCUGUCGGACCGUCCAGGACCAUCCGGAGUGUCUCGGGCGGAUCCCUUUUUUGGCAAGUUAUCGAUUCAUGCGAAUUUUCCUACUAGAACGGUUCCGGUUCAAUUAG
Molecule: messenger RNA, 489 nt
Organism: Caenorhabditis sp. 36 PRJEB53466
Lineage: Eukaryota; Metazoa; Nematoda; Chromadorea; Rhabditida; Rhabditidae
Source: the annotation of a GenBank genome assembly